AUGAAUGUAUCAAAAAAUGUUUAUUAUUUAAUUGAAAAUGAUAAAUAUAUAUUAUCAAAUAUGGAAGAAAGAAUUAAAUUAAAAUCUCUAAUUGAUUUCUCAUUAUAUCCAAUUAUUUUAUUUGGUAUUAUUAAAAAAUAUCGAAAUCAACAAUAUCCAGCUAUAAAUCAUCUUUCUUUUUCUAUUCAACAAGGAGAAUGUUUUGCACUUAUUGGAUUUAAUGGAGCUGGUAGAACAUCAUUAUUUAAAAUAAUUGUUGAAGGAACUCGCACUGUAUGGGAUGAAGAAUUUAGAAUUUUUCAUGAUGAAGAACGACUUGUAAAAGCAUUACGAGAUCAUCUCAAUUCAUUUCUUACAUUAGAUGAAGUCGAAUUAUCAAGUCAAAGUGUCUCAUUACAGACACCACGCUUUGCUUGGUUUCAAUUUAUGUUUGCAUUACUUUCAGAUCUUGAACGGUCGGAUAUAGGCAUGCAAGAAGUCAUUAAUACGUUUCGUAUUAAUUAUAAAUCUGAACCAGACAUAAUUGAAGAAUUUAUUCAAACAUAUUCAUCAGAAAAGGCUAUGGAAUGGUGUAUGAAAGAUUCGUUUUUUUUUGGUCAUGUUAACAGCAUAUUGCGUAGUAAAAAUGUAAAAACUAUUUUUAGUCAUCGAACAAUUAUUCGAGAUAUAGAACAAAAUCUUAUUUCAUGGUAUUAUGAUCAACAGCAAGUGUGGGAGUUCUUUUUACCAAUGAAUGUUUAUCGUGGUCAAAAAACUUCAAAACAAGAGCUUAAAUCGUGGCAAUCUAAUAUUGGUUCCAUUAUAGCAAUGGCAUCAUUUCUUUCAACAAGCAUGGAUAAAAAGAUUGCUAAUUGCUUUGCGGAAACAUUUGAUAACGAUGAUAAUGAUGACGAAGCCACAUUGUUUACUAUUUACGUAGAUAAAAAUAUAGCACCCAAAGCUACUUUCGCUUAUUUAUAUCAUGCUGAUUGUGAACCUGAUGAUCAUGAAAUUCUUUUCUCUCUUCGCACACUGUUUCGUAUUGAUAAAGUUGAAUAUGAUGAUUCUGAAGAAACAUGGUAUGUCAACAUGACAGUUGUAGAUGUAACUAAUGAAGCUGUACAGAGAGUAAUAACACCAUGGAAAACAUUUAUUUUAAAAGAAAAAACUUCUCUUCAAUCGCCCACUAAGCUACUUAUUUAUGUGCGUGAUUUAUCAACGAAUAACGAAGCUUUUCUUUCUUUUCAGCUCGCAUUUGAUAUAAUACUUCGAUUAGAUCGAAAUGAUUUUGCUCGUCAAGAAAUGCUUUCCAUGUGUCGCACAAAAUUUCAGUCAUGA
This is a messenger RNA of Rotaria sp. Silwood1, 1317 nucleotides long. Lineage: Eukaryota; Metazoa; Rotifera; Eurotatoria; Philodinida; Philodinidae. The record is from the annotation of a GenBank genome assembly.